AUCAAUGAUGUACGUACUGAUAUUUAUCCGAGGGGUGUAGAGUAAAUAUUGAAGAAAAUACAUCGUGUGAUAAAUACAAAAUGGAUGUGAUUACUUGUUCAUUUUAGAAUCACAUAAAGCACGAAGAAAUGGCGCAAAGGGAGGUUAUGUACCCUUGCGGUAAAUGUGAUUAUGUUGCAAAAAGAGGUUCCAGAUUGAAAGAACAUAAUAAGCAUAAACAUGAAACUCGACAUUAUUCAUGUGCGUACUGUAGUUUUACAUCAGAGACACCCUCUGAUCUAAAAACUCACAAUUAUAGAGAACAUGAAGAUAAGAUGUAUUCUUGUGAUUAUUGUCACUUUUUAACGGAGAAAGAAAGAAAGUUGAAGGAACACAUUAAAAUGGAACAUGAUGAAGAGAGGUAUCCGUGUGACCGGUGUGAUUACGAGGCUAAAAGAAAACAUCAUCUUCAACGACACAAGGAGACUAUUCACGGAGAAGGAGAGAAAUAUCCCUGUGGUCAUUGUGAUUACUCGUCUGCUCGGGAUUCAGAUUUGAAAAGGCACGUUCAGAAUAUUCAUGUUGGCGAGGAGCAUUGUUGCGACCAGUGUGAAUACUCAUUCAACAAAGUUGAACUGUUGAAUCGACACAUUAAGAGUAAGCAUGAGGGAGUUAAUUUCCAAUGUGACGAAUGCAGCUAUAACACAACGAAUGAAAGGAACUUGAAGCGACAUCAAGGUAGCAGACAUCAAGAUAAACCUAGCAUGGCCAAGAAAAAAAAACUAAAAGAUCCUGAACCUGAACCUGAUCUUGUAAAAUAUGAACCUGAAAUUGUUCUUGUCCAAUUUGAACCUGAACCUGAUCUUCUGAAAAGUGAAACUGAACCUGAUCAUGUGAAAUAUGAACCUGAACCUGAUCUUGUGAAAUAUGAACCUGAACCUGAUCUUCUGAAAUGUGAACCUGAACCUGAUCAUGUGAAAUAUGAACCUGAACCUGUUCUUCUGAAAUGUGAACCUGACUUCUGAAAUGUGAACCUGAACCUGAUCAUGUGAAAUAUGAACCUUAUCUUCUGAAAUGUGAACCUGAACCUGAUCAUGUGAAAUAUGAACCUUAUCUUCUGAAAUGUGAACCUGAACCUGAUCUUGUGAAAUAUGAACCUGAUACUGAUCUGGUGAAAUAUGAACCUGAACCUGAUCUUGUGAAAUAUUAACCUGAUACUGAUCUGGUGAAAUAUAAACCUGAUACUGAUCUUGUGAAAUAUGAACCUGAACCUGAUCUGGUGAAAUAUGAACCUGAACCUUAUCUGGUGAAAUAUGAACCUGAACCUGAUCUGGUGAAAUAUGAACCUGAACCUGAUCUGGUGAAAUAUGAAUCUGAACCUGAUCUGGUGAAAUAUGAACCUGAACCAGAUCUUAUAAAGCAAGAACCAGAAGAUGAGGAUGUGAUCUACAAGAAAAGAUUAGAUGAUACCCAAUCCGAACCUCGUUCAUUCUGGGAAAUUCGAAAUUGCAGUUUUUUCUCCUAAAAAAAGUUCAUUGAACCUGAUAUAUAUAUAUAUUUUUAUAUUUCAUGAACGAUCGGGUUUUUGCUCUUUAAUAAAUUAGCCAACUGCCCGCGUGGAGUUGGCUCAGUUCCAAUAUUGAGCAUGCUUAAUAUGGGGAUAAAUUUUGAAAUUGAUUUCAGAGAUAUAUAUGUAAACUCGCCCGAUUAACUGUCAAUUAAUUUCAGGUCUUUCUGAUUAUGACUGUAUGUUAGUAGUAAUACUUUUCUAGUAGUUCAACUAGCAGCACCUAGUUCAACUUAUUCUCACUGUUCUUUAAAUCCUUCCUCAGACUACUGUAAACCUCUUAUUUUAGAAAAUGAAAAAUUUAUCUUACCUUCCUAUUCUCAAUAUUGUACAUUGCCCCAGGGGGCUUGUAACCUGAGUGUUAAAAAAUUCUUUUUAUUUGCCACCAAGUAGGAGCAUUGCUCUACUAUUAAUUAUUUUUGAUAUCCGUCCACUUGAAG
This is a messenger RNA of Eurytemora carolleeae, 1986 nucleotides long. RefSeq names its product zinc finger Y-chromosomal protein. Gene Ontology annotation, cellular component: nucleus. The coding region runs from base 129 to 1004 and encodes 291 amino acids. The transcript has 2 exons. Gene Ontology annotation, molecular function: DNA-binding transcription factor activity, RNA polymerase II-specific; RNA polymerase II transcription regulatory region sequence-specific DNA binding. Gene Ontology annotation, biological process: regulation of transcription by RNA polymerase II. NCBI's taxonomy places the organism in Eukaryota, Metazoa, Arthropoda, Copepoda, Calanoida, Temoridae. The record is from RefSeq and is a predicted model, not a curated record.